AUGAGCAAACCCAAGAUCUCAAUAUGCCAAAUAAAAAGCGUCGGCGACAUCAAGGGGUGGAACUUGAAAGGAAUAGAGUCAUGCAAAAAAAAAAUAUUUGGAUACGCAGAAAAUAUGCCGGGAGAAAAAAACUGGAUCAAACCUCUAAUCGGGAAAAGUAUGCAAAAUUAUUAUUUCCCGUCAAAAUAUUUACACCUCGAUUUUAACUUAAAGGAGUACAUGAGGAUGCAGACCGUACGUUUAAAAAAAAAGGAGAUAGACGAUAGCUUCAUUAAUUUGCAAAAAUGCAUUAACCUCAUAAUUGAGAACAAAGACAAGGUGGAAAAAUUUUUAGCAAACAUACCAAAGGAGUUGUAUCUCGAAAAUCAGAGCUUGAAAGAUUUUUACUCUCUAUAUUUGACCGUCUUCCCCGACCAUAUACGCCAACACGAAGAGAAGUGCCAACACAAAAAUGCGUUAUCGCCCGAAGACUUAAGAGAUUUAAAUUUGCACGAACACAAAUUCAGUUGGUUUAAACCGCGAGUGGACAAUGGCAGGGGAACGCAAGCGGAUAAGUCCAAUUUCGGGGACUCCCCUUUUUGCACACAAAAUGAAAGUGAAAGCGAAAAUUACCUGAACAAGUCAGGCAAAAUGGAAGACAAAAAGGUGACACCCGAGGAGAAGGAAAAUAGUGAAAUGCUCCAAAAGGUAUGUGAAGAAGUAACAACACACACUAAUAGUUAUGACAAAAUAAUUUUUGCCAGAACCAAGGGAAGGUUGUCAUUUAAGAGGAUAAUACUUGGGGAGAAUUCCCCGGGGCGUGGGGAUAAACCGCUCACGCGAUUGAAUUGUGCAAAGGACGUAAAUACAACUGGCCAGCAGUUACAUUAUGUAGACUGUGAUGUGAACAUAGGACUGGAGGAACGCCGAGAAAAAACGGAAGCAGAAAUGGAGGAACAUGAAAGAUCAAAAAAUCACUUUUUAAAUUUGCUAAACGAAAAUGAACAUUUACAAAACACUUUUUCAAUCAGAAACAGGUUUAUCGACCCGCUGUAUCUCCGACGCAGGUACUCCUUCAUUGACAAAUUAACCAAAAAGAAAAUAAAAAAAGAAAAGUAUAAAACUUACAGAAAGCACUUUAUUCAGCAUGCCGAUGAGAAGGAAGUGUGGCCAGAUAACAAGGGACUGCUGAACAAGGUUUACCCAAAUCCGUACUCGUGA
This is a messenger RNA of Plasmodium fragile, 1200 nucleotides long. RefSeq lists its product as uncharacterized. The transcript has a single exon. The record is from RefSeq and is a predicted model, not a curated record. NCBI's taxonomy places the organism in Eukaryota, Apicomplexa, Aconoidasida, Haemosporida, Plasmodiidae. The coding region runs from base 1 to 1200 and encodes 399 amino acids.